AUGCUCGAAUUGGAUCACGAGAAUGGGCCGAACCCCAAGUGCUUCUAUACGUCUUCCAUGCUGCCAUCCUUCGUCGACCACAAGCAGAUCCCCAGUAAGAAGAAGCCGUUCGCGACCAUUGGCGGCCGACCUUUUGUGCAUACUGUGGAUCUUCUACUUCCACAAGAAAACGAAGACGCUCUGCUGCAGACUCUCGGAGACGCGCACGGCAGCUUCACAUACGCGAAGGUCUACAUGAAGCCUAGUGAAGUCGUGACUGGAGAUUUCUUCAAUCACUACAUCAAGACAGGAAACAUACUCAUGAUCUCCGAAGGCCGACCAGGCAUUGAUCAUACAUUCUCACUUGUAGAGGGUGUGCUCAGACUUGAGGUGGACAAAGCAACAUAUGAACGAUUGGGGCUGGCAGGAGAGCCGAUCCCAUGCGCAGGUCGAAAGCAUGUGAAGAUUCGAUAUGCUAUCGAGCUCAAUUUGAGACUGCCGGAGAUGGUUCGCGGCCACAAGGGCUUUGACAGGAUACACUGGGCGUUCAAUAACGUUCUUGAUCGUUCUGUGACCUGGCUGUUCUACGAUCUCAAAGGAUCCAACGACGGUGCUGGACCUAUGUCCAUCCAUCAGCCUUCGAUGAAGACGGUGCAACCCAAGACAGAGACCUUGCACCAAGUCACAGUUCCCUCCUUCCCACAGACCAUCCAACCAGAUGACCAUGACAUUGCUGCGGAGCUGCUGGAAUGGCUCACCAUGGUCGCUAUGGACUCGCCGCGUGUCCGGAGUGAAGACCACCUGGACUCCUACCUGAGCCGCUAUCAGGUGCCGGACAUCAGCGAGAACGGCGUAUCAGGUGGAUCAAAUCAAGAUCUCGUUCGCCUGCGGUGGCACGGUCUGGUACCUUCUUGGAAGGCACAAGAGAUCUAUCUGGCGGCUCUGAAAGCUUCAGGGGAUGGCUGGUUCGCAAUGCAUGCGUAUGCGUUUGACGGCAGUGCAUACACCGUUCUCCAGGACAAGCAGCACACUUCGACGUGGGAGUACAUGGGUUGA
This is a messenger RNA of Saxophila tyrrhenica, 1035 nucleotides long. RefSeq lists its product as uncharacterized. Gene Ontology annotation, cellular component: multimeric ribonuclease P complex; ribonuclease MRP complex. The transcript is spliced from 4 exons. Bases 1 to 1035 code for a protein of 344 amino acids. The record is from RefSeq and is a predicted model, not a curated record. Gene Ontology annotation, molecular function: ribonuclease MRP activity; ribonuclease P activity. NCBI's taxonomy places the organism in Eukaryota, Fungi, Ascomycota, Dothideomycetes, Mycosphaerellales, Extremaceae. Gene Ontology annotation, biological process: tRNA 3'-end processing; endonucleolytic cleavage in ITS1 to separate SSU-rRNA from 5.8S rRNA and LSU-rRNA from tricistronic rRNA transcript (SSU-rRNA, 5.8S rRNA, LSU-rRNA); tRNA 5'-leader removal.